Penicillium malachiteum is the source of this 2961-nucleotide messenger RNA. RefSeq names its product phosphatidylinositol-3,5-bisphosphate 5-phosphatase. Gene Ontology annotation, molecular function: phosphatidylinositol-3,5-bisphosphate 5-phosphatase activity. Gene Ontology annotation, biological process: phosphatidylinositol dephosphorylation. The record is from RefSeq and is a predicted model, not a curated record. The transcript has a single exon. Gene Ontology annotation, cellular component: intracellular membrane-bounded organelle. NCBI's taxonomy places the organism in Eukaryota, Fungi, Ascomycota, Eurotiomycetes, Eurotiales, Aspergillaceae. The coding region runs from base 1 to 2961 and encodes 986 amino acids.
AUGGAGAGCUUCGACGACGUAGCUCUUAUCGGUGUUGCAGACACGGGGGUACAUGAAGAACCCCUUCACUCUAACCAUGACACCAAAACAAGGAAGCCCGAUGUGGAAUCGGGUGGCUCGGGCACCCCCACAUCCAGUCAAUCCAUAAAUGCAGGUCGCGCCCCGGUCGAGGGAAAUGUCCCUGAGAUCACUGAGGAUUCGACAGUUACUGCCGAGUUUCCACUAGAGGAAGAGGAUGACGAACCUCGUGUUGCCACAUCAUUUGAGCGCGAGUCAUCUCCUUCGUCGGCACAGAAGCACCGGUCCGGUAUGGAUGGCGAAGAUGAGGGUAUCAACCGCAUGCACAAGUUUACAGUGUACGAAACUGCAAUCAGGUUUUAUGUGGUUGGUAUUAACUUGUCCGAGACACGUUUUCGCAUUUUGAAGAUUGACCGAACCUCCGAAUCGGGCGAGUUGAACAUCAUCGAGGAUGAUAUGGUCUACACAAAGAGAGAAAUGGUUCAGCUUCUUGAUGCCAUAGAUGAUGGAAAUAAGAGUACCGGUGGCCUGGUUCAAAAAUGCAGUGCGUGGGCUUUGAUAGGUUUUAUUUGUUUUACGGGGGAAUACUACAUGCUCCUCGUCACGAAGAGGAGUCAAGCGGCCAUUUUGGGUGGCCACAAUGUUUACCAGAUCGAUGAAACAGAACUCAUCUCCUUGACCACAUCGGAGUUGUCCCGCGUGAAGCCAGAGAAGCAAUCGGAGGAAGAAAGAUACAAAGCGAUUCUGAACAAUCUUGAUCUUACUCGCUCGUUUUACUUCAGCUACUCUUAUGACAUCACAAGGUCUUUGCAGCACAACAUCUGUCGGGAGCGCAAGGCUCACCAGGAUGGCCUGCCUCGCUUUUUGCCAGGGGAUUUCAAUACUAUGUUUGUAUGGAAUCACCACCUGCUCACGCCAGCGAUUGAAACUCUUAAGAAUCCUUAUCAAUGGUGCCUUCCGAUCAUCCAUGGGUAUGUCGACCAGUCGAAAAUGAGUGUCUUUGGGCGCUUGGUCUACAUAUCAAUCAUUGCACGACGGUCAAGAUUCUUUGCGGGUGCACGAUUUUUGAAGCGCGGCGCCAAUGAUCUCGGAUAUGUAGCGAAUGACGUCGAAACCGAACAGAUUGUUUCAGAACAAACCACGACCUCAUUUCAUUCUGCUGGACCGACUCUUUAUGGAAACCCCAAUUAUACAUCAUAUGUUCAACAUAGGGGCAGCAUUCCUCUCUACUGGACUCAAGAAAACACGGGUGUUUCACCCAAGCCUGAUAUUGAGCUCAAUUUAGUGGACCCCUUCUACUCCGCGGCGGCGUUGCAUUUUGAUAAUCUUUUUGAAAGAUACGGGGCACCGAUCUACAUAUUGAACCUGGUCAAAGCACGGGAAAGAACUCCAAGAGAGUCUAAGCUUCUGAAAGAGUUCACGAACGCGGUGGAAUACCUUAACCAGUUUCUCCCCGCCGAUAAGAAACUGAUAUACAAGGCAUGGGAUAUGAGUCGCGCUGCGAAGAGCCGAGAUCAAGAUGUCAUACAAACUUUGGAAGGAAUCGCCGGCGAUAUACUACCCAAAACGAGCUUUUUCAUCAAUGGAGCAGACCUGGAGUCAGGCUUACAACUUCAAAAUGGCGUGGCGCGAACCAAUUGCAUUGAUUGCUUGGAUCGAACGAAUGCGGCGCAGUUUGUAAUUGGCAAGCGGGCUCUCGGCUACCAGCUCCACGCUCUUGGUGUCAUUGAUGAGACAAGCGUGGAGUAUGACACAGAUGCUGUCAAUCUAUUUACGAAUAUGUGGCAUGAUCACGGAGAUACAAUCGCCAUACAGUAUGGAGGAUCUCAUCUUGUCAACACAAUGGCCACAUACCGCAAAAUAAACCAGUGGAGUAGUCAUUCUCGCGAUAUGGUUGAGAGCUUCAAGCGUUACUACAAUAAUUCUUUCCUCGAUGCUCAGCGUCAAGAAGCAUAUAACCUUUUCCUUGGCAAUUACAUCUUCGCGCAAGGAGCUCCGAUGCUUUGGGACCUCUCCACCGACUAUUACCUCCAUCAUGCAGACCCAAGAGCAUAUUUGGAGAAGAAACGUCCCAACUACAUCUCCUGGUACACACCAGAGAAUUUGAAAGAGCGAGAGAUCCCCCCUCCACCAGCCUGCCCGAAAGAGCCGCUUUCUCGCUUCGAUGACUACUGGCUAGAAUAUUACCGUCCACUCGCUCUCUCAACGCUUUCCAAGGUUUACUCAUACAAGAUGAAUUCUACCCUUCGUUACCUACCUCCUUUCCGUGGGGGACAAACUCCUCCAGACCUCAGUCCAUUCGUACCUCGCAUACCACCCGAUCAAGUCCAACGCGAUCGUCCACCUCCACGAAGCGUGAAGAUUCAAGAACCACUCAAUCGCUCUAUAACCUCCACACCUCCACCAGAGUCGAGCUCAAGCUGGACCAGACAACCGCCAUCCUCAUUGAAGCAGCCACCUCCAGCCGGAAUCAUCAAAGAGCCUGCUUUUGAACUGUUUCAGGGAAAUACGCGUAUCCCACCUAUUAACGCGACUUCAACGACUCCAAGCAAAGCGCAGAUCGCUCAAUGGACUCUCGGUCAAUUGGUCACCGAUUCCCUGAACCCAUCUGUCACGGCAACAGAAGCUGAGGAAUACGAAAGAUACAUCAACCAUCCGCUCAAGGUGCCGCUUGUCGUGACCUCUGAAGAUGAAGUGACUGCUGCUUCACUUGGUGAAGAUAAGCCAAAUCUUGAUCUGCUGGAGUACGCGAACAAGUGUAAUGUUGAGGACGGGGUGCUUAAAAGCAACGCGGAGGAAAACAUGGCGGAUUAUGCGGAAUUUCUUAGAGUCUCGGAUGAGGGUCUCACUGUUAUGAGCGAGGAUUAUGAGAAGAAGAGAUACAAGCGGUACAGACAGUGGUUACGAGGGAAGAGUCUUUUCAAGCAACGUGUCGAUAUGUGA